GAUGAAUUCAUAAAAUCCAGUGGGGCCUGUUCAGGAUUCCACUCCCGACCAACCACAUCUUAAUUCUCAAUUCAUCUCACCCAACUUGUACGACAACAUCCGCUCACCACCAACUCACCACCAACACCCAAAAGAAACAAAACGAAACAAUACCUUCAAACCUUGAGCAAACACGCUAGCCCACCCAAACCUCAAACAAGCCGCCAACAACAACAACCAUGCCUAACACCAACCCCAACCCCCAUCCCGCCCCACCUCCCAACUCAACCUCCAACCCCAACCCACACCCAACCUCAUCCUCAUCCUCACCCCCAACCAAACCCGCAACAACAGACACAAACCGAGAAACAAGCACAAUCGACGCCCUCCUAACAGGCUACCUCUCCCUCCUAGACGAGUACACCGCGCUCCGCCACACGCUGCACGCCCUCCAGGCCCGGAUGUACCACGACCUGGCGCGGGCCAACUUUGCGGCGGAGCGCGGGGUGCGGCGGUACGGGCGCGACUACUACGACGGGCGGAUGCAGGCCGGGAGGCGGGUGCGGGUUUGCGAUGGGGGUGGUGGUUUGGCUGGGGGGGAUGUGGAUGUGAAGGGUGCGGAGGGGGACAGGGAGGAGGAGGGGGUUGGAGGUGGUGGUGAACGGGAGGGGGAGGAUGGAAAGAAGGGGGAGGAGGGGGAUGAUCCCAGAGAAAGGGAGGGCGUGGUGUUUCGGGUUGCGGUAUACCCCCCGCCGGGACGGGGUGCUGGAGGUAAGGGAGAGGAUGAGGGGCCUGGUACGGAGGCACCGACCACGGAGGCGGCUGACGGGAAUGGGAAUGGGGACAGGGAGGAGAAAAAGCCCGGGAAGGAAGGCCCUGCUGGCGGUGGCGAGGGUGAAAAGCAGAGCGUGAACCCCAUCGACCCCCUCCGCUGGUUUGGAAUCCUUACGCCACUUCCGCUGCGACAAGCGCAAGGGCAUGCGAUCAAAGCAGUGGAAGAGAUUAUCCCCCAGUUGGCGACGCUCAGUGCCGCGAUGGCGGCGGUGGAACUGGAAGUGAGGAGGGCGAGGAAGAAGAGAGCGAAGGCGGAAAAGGCCGAGGAGAAGAAACUUGUGGCCCUAGAGGAGAAGAUGGGGGAGGUGGAUGUUAACGAGUAACGGGGCUGAUAGUUACCUAGGGUUUGUUUUUAGGGCGCAGAAAGCCAGUGAUAAAUCUUGAGCUCACGGCUGGCCUAGAUCACCUCGUCGAUGAGUGGCCCCUAGGUCACGUCCUAACUCUUGAGUGGAAAGUUUUGAUUGUCAUUACCGAG
Chaetomium fimeti is the source of this 1288-nucleotide messenger RNA. RefSeq lists its product as uncharacterized. Bases 219 to 1136 code for a protein of 305 amino acids. Gene Ontology annotation, biological process: vacuolar proton-transporting V-type ATPase complex assembly. The record is from RefSeq and is a predicted model, not a curated record. The transcript has a single exon. NCBI's taxonomy places the organism in Eukaryota, Fungi, Ascomycota, Sordariomycetes, Sordariales, Chaetomiaceae. Gene Ontology annotation, cellular component: Vma12-Vma22 assembly complex.